Molecule: messenger RNA, 1050 nt
Organism: Symbiodinium necroappetens
Lineage: Eukaryota; Dinophyceae; Suessiales; Symbiodiniaceae
Source: the annotation of a GenBank genome assembly
AUGACCUUCGCGAAUCGUCUUCCCAGCAGAAAGUUUGCAUUCUUCAGAAAUACAGGGAAUGCAUUCACGGACUUCACUUGCGGGGAGUCGAUCGCCCGGGCAAAGUCGUUCGGCUUCGUGGUUGAGGACAGCGAAAUCUUCGAGUUCACCACUGCCACCGCGGGAUGGGAGAACACCCUCCUGGCCGGCGUGCAAGCCUUGAAGGCAUCCGGCACCGAUAUGCUGAUGGGGUGCACGUGGUUGGACGACGGCAUUGCUUUGCAGAAGGCGAUUGUUGCGGAGCGUCUGAACCUCAUCGCAAACAUCAUCCUGAUCGCGCCGACCACGGGACGUUGGCUCGUGGAGUUCCCGCGCGAUGAAAACGGCAAUUCGGACGGAGACUAUGUUCUGGCGCCCUCCCAGUGGCAUCACACCCAGAACUUUACCGACUACUCCUCGAUCGGGCCCACGCCGGCCUUCUGGAACGAGUUCAAGAACGCGACAGGUUCUGAUCCGGACUACCUCCUCGCAUCCUGUACUACGGCAGGGAUCAUCCUCGAGAGAGCCGUCAGCCGGGUCACCUGGGGAAACUACACAACGCUCGACAACUCUAGCCUGCAGUGCUCCUGCGACGUGGACCUUGAUGAGAAGAUUCGCCUGAUGGUGCGAGAUUUCGAGGAAGAGACCAUGUACGGACGAGUCCGCUUCGACAAGUUCAACCAGAAUGUUGGGCACGAGGCUGCCGUCAUCCAGGCGCAAAGGGGAAGGAUCAGACUUCCGUGCUGCCCGAGGAUAAGGCAGAAUCCCGUAUCCAGUUCCCUAUUCCCACAUGGGAAGAGCGACUGGCGUGUCCGCCCAACUGCACGGAUCCGAACAUCUUUAAGAUGCUCCGCUGAACUCCUAGACCAGGGUUUAGGGCUAGAAUUCCAUGCCUGGGUGAAGGUUUCAGGGCCUUCAGGGUGUAACAUAUACCAUACUAUACUCUCAGAUACUCCACUUUACUCUACAAGACUAUACUAUAGUAUACAGACAAGCUUACUACAUUACAGCAAAUUACAACAACCCUACUGA